GGCCGUAAUAUUGUGACGUACCUUAAUUUUUUGAUAAAGCAUUUGCCCCACACUCGAUUGUUUCGGUAAAGUGAAUAGCUAAUUGAUGGUAUAAAAGCCCGUGGCCGAUUAUCAAUCGACAUCACAACCUAGUUUACUUCUGGCAAAGCCACAUCGCAAACACACCACAGUGAUUUAUUAACUUUCAUUGAUUUCGUCAACAUGAUUUCCCGAUCAGUUAUCCUUGCUUCAGCUGUAUUCGCUGUUUUGACCUGCAGUGCAUUCGCUAGUCCGAGAGUCGGUGAAGCGCAUUCAACGUCGUCAGACAUUUUGGAUGCACUCUCAAACUAUGUUCAACGCAACGAUGUUUCAUUGGAUUUGCCAGUAGCUGACAGCAAACUUACCAUUUCUGCACGUAAUUUGCAAAACGACGAAGUCGACUUCAAAGUUAAAUUCAACAAUGGUGUCGUUGAAUCACGUAAAUCGAAGCUGAAGAAGGUCGCCAUUCCAAUUUUGACUUUCAUCCUUUUGAAAAUCAUCACACUUGUUCCAUUGGGUCUUGGUAUCUUGGGGAUCAAGGCAUUUAACGCACUUCAAUUGUCAUUCUUCUCGUUCGUUAUCUCUGUUGGUUUGGCUGUCUUCCAACUUUGCCGAAAGUUCGCUGACCAACACCCAACCACCAUUGCUGCUGGUCCAUGGGACACCCGAAGCUUUGCUCAAGAAGUUAACGAACCAGCCCAAAAUAUUGCGUACAAUGCCUACUUGUAAAUUACGAUUGCUUAACUGCUAAGCAUCGAUUGGAAUCCAGCGGAAAAACAAACUUUUUCACGCAUAAUUUAUUGUAUUUAUUUUAACUUAUUGAAAUGAAUGAGAGGCAGAUUGAAGUAAAUAAAUUGAAAUCAUGAAGU
Sitodiplosis mosellana (orange wheat blossom midge) is the source of this 887-nucleotide messenger RNA. RefSeq lists its product as uncharacterized. The transcript has 3 exons. The record is from RefSeq and is a predicted model, not a curated record. NCBI's taxonomy places the organism in Eukaryota, Metazoa, Arthropoda, Insecta, Diptera, Cecidomyiidae. The coding region runs from base 202 to 747 and encodes 181 amino acids.